Messenger RNA from Cylindrotheca closterium, 1308 nucleotides. The record is from the annotation of a GenBank genome assembly. NCBI's taxonomy places the organism in Eukaryota, Bacillariophyta, Bacillariophyceae, Bacillariales, Bacillariaceae.
AUGCCAGGCUCCUUCAACGCCUUUGGGAUUGUCUGGUCGGUUGUCUUUUUACUCUUUUUUGUGGUACCAGCAAUCUUUCGAUGGAUUCGUCGACGAACUGAGAUACAAGAUCGACGUCGACGGGCUGCUGUCAGGUCGAUACAACAAAUAAACAGUCAUGAUGAACAAGGGAAUAAUUUCCGGUGGGUCAUGCCCUUGGGUGCUUCUCGUUUCAUGUCGUCUAAUCAACAGCAACAGCAACAGCAACAGCAACAAAUGAGCUUUGCCGAACAAAGUCGGCGGCGAAAAGAGUUUAUUCGAGAGACAUUGGUAUUGAGAAAAGUCAUCGUGGAGGAUUCUUCUUAUUCACAACCACAACAACAGAAGAGUGACCUCAUCUUGCAGAAUUCCUCUGUGACUAUGACUCCUCCUCAAACGGACAGUGAACUUUCGGAAAUGGAAAGCAAUGCUACUUCCAACUCCAACUUUUCAGCAGAAGACAAUAAUGAUGACACUCCUCCUCCCCGACUCUCUAUCACUCCACCAGUAGAUGAUUUGAAUGGUGACGCCGCCCCGUUCCAAGAGGAUGAUGAAGACACCAGGCCUGCUUGUACGAUUUGUUUCAAUGAAUACAAGCCUGGUGACGAGAUUUGUUGGUCCAAUCAUCCGCAGUGCAAUCACAUGUUCCAUAAAGACUGCAUAGAAGAAUGGCUACUCCGGCAUGAUGAAUGUCCAUGUUGUCGACUGAAUUACAUGUUGCCAAAAGAAGUUGGCAGUGAAAUGAACAGCAGUGAAAUGGAAGAAAUGGGGAACCCAUCUUCCUCGAAUCAUCGUCAUCAUCAUCAUCAUCAUCAUCGUUCCACAACAAGGCAACAACAACAACAACAACAACAGCGCCAAAGAGUCCCUCCACUAUCCAGUGACCAGAAUGCAGCCUUGGCGAAUGGGAGCAUCUUUACGUCCGAUGAAGAAUCCUUUGUCAACAUGCUGGCGACCAUUGAACAGUUGUAUCGACAGGCACAAGUUCGACUCUAUUAUGACGGUACGACGCCAGGGAAUAAUACGGACAGAGGAACUGGGACGGGACCACGCAUCGUUAGCCUGCCCAUGCCGUCUGUACAUUCGCUGCAGCAGCAGCACCAACAGCAACAAGGACAAGGGAGGAAUGAUGAUACGCCCCAAAUCAUCAAUGAAACCUCGGAAGUGAAUGAAACCUCGGAUGUAGAAAUGGGCACGCUGACACCAGCAAACGAAGAAGGAGUGGAUAUCCAAACGACAACAACAACGGAAGAAGCAAGAAUCCCCGAAGAAAAUUCAGCGAAUGUUUGA